Medicago truncatula (barrel medic) is the source of this 1023-nucleotide messenger RNA. RefSeq names its product protein TPR3. Gene Ontology annotation, biological process: regulation of DNA-templated transcription. The coding region runs from base 1 to 1023 and encodes 340 amino acids. The record is from RefSeq and is a predicted model, not a curated record. Gene Ontology annotation, molecular function: protein binding. The transcript is spliced from 7 exons. NCBI's taxonomy places the organism in Eukaryota, Viridiplantae, Streptophyta, Magnoliopsida, Fabales, Fabaceae.
AUGGCAAACAACAACAGCAAAGAGCAGGUUAUCUUCUCAGUGUUACAAUAUUUGGGUGAUGCAGGUCUAAAGGAAACGAUACAUACGAUUGAGCGUGAAAGCAGUUUGUAUUUUGACAAGGAAUAUUUCGAGGAUAUGAUCCUCAAAGGGAUGUGGGAUGAAGCUGAGAAAUAUCUAACUGGAUUCACAAAAGUUGAAGACAACGGUCACUCCACCAAAAUAUUCUUUGAACUUAGAAAGCAAAAAUAUCUUGAGGCAUUGGACAGCAACGACCGUGCCAAGGCUUCCAAUAUCCUCAUGACGGAUCUGAUAGUAUUUCGCUCAAAAAGUGAAGCACUAUUUAAAGAUUUGACUCAUCUUCUGACAAUUGAAAAUAUAAGGGAUCAUCCAUUACUUUCAACAUAUCAAGAUGCAAAUUGGGGGAGAAAGAAUGUGAUAGAUGAAAUUAAGAAAAUCAUGGAGAAAAAUCCUAUGCUAGAUGGAAAGUUGAAAUUCCCUGCCAUUGAAAGUCAGAGGCUAAUGCGUCUUCUAAGUGAAAGGAUUGAGCGUGAAAGCGGAUUGUAUUUUGACAAGGAAUAUUUCGAGGAUAUGAUCCUCAAAGGGAUGUGGGAUGAAGCUGAGAAAUAUCUAUCUGGAUUCACAAAAGUUGAAGAUAACAGUCACUCCACCAAAAUAUUCUUUGAACUUAGAAAGCAAAAAUAUCUUGAGGCAUUGGUCAGCAACGACCGUGCCAAGGCUUCCAAUAUCCUCAUGACGGAUCUGAUAAUAUUUCGCUCAAAGAGUGAAGCACUAUUUAAAGACUUAACUCAUCUUCUGACAAUUGACAAUAUAAGGGAUCAUUCAUUACUUUCAACAUAUCAAGAUGCAAAUUCUGGGAGAAAGAAUGUGAUGGAUGAAAUUAAGAAAGUCAUAAAGAAAAAUCCUAAAUUAGAUGGAAAAUUGAAUUUCCCUGCCAUUGAAAGUCAGAGGCUAAGGCGUCUUCUAAGUGAAAGGUUUCACACUUAUUUUCUUAACUUAUCGUAA